AUGGUGUUUACGUGUGCUGCUUUCGUAGCUCCAGUUGGUGGUUUUCGCGGCACGGCGGUGCGCGCUACGAGCCGCGAGGCCGUCGGACCCCGGCUGCAGGCUGGUGACCAGCCUGGUGCCUUCACUGCACGUACGCGAAGCUUAGGUGUGCCGCUGACGCGGAGCCGGCAACGUGCUGCGCACUCGAAUCUUGUGAUGAAGGUGCGGGUAGCGGUUUCCGGGUUCGGUCGCAUCGGACGCAACUUUGUGCGCUGCCUGCAAGCGACCCCGAACGCGAACCUGGAGCUGGUGGGGAUCAACGAUACGGCUGGCAUCAAAACUGCCGCUCAUCUGCUGAAGUACGACUCUAUUCUGGGAAUUGCACCGUUUGACGUGAAGGUUAGCGGGGAGAGUACCAUGCUCAUUGACGGGAAGCCGGUUACCGUUGUCAGCAACCGCGAUCCGACCCAGCUGCCUUGGAGGGACCUCAACGUCGACAUCGUCAUCGAGGCAACGGGUGUCUUUAUCUCAAGGGACGGGGCAGGCAAGCACAUCGAAGCGGGUGCCAAAAAGGUGGUCAUCACAGCGCCAGCGAAAGGCGAAGGCGUCCCGACCUUUGUCAUGGGUCUGAACAACACCCAGUAUAACCACGCCACCGACCAUGUGGUGAGCAACGCGUCGUGCACCACCAACGGCAUGGCACCGUUCGUGAAGGUGCUCGACGAGGAAUUCGGCAUCGUUUCCGGCAUGAUGACCACGACGCAUUCGUAUACCGGGGACCAGCGUCUGCUGGAUGCAUCGCAUCGCGACCUGCGUCGCGCCCGUGCGGCCGCGUUGAACAUCGUGCCGACCUCGACGGGUGCCGCGCAGGCGGUUGCGCUGGUGUAUCCACCAGUGAAGGGCAAGCUCACCGGCAUUGCCCUGCGAGUGCCGACCCCGAACGUUUCUAUCGUCGACUUUGUCUGCACGGUGAAGAAACCAACGUUCAAGGAGGAAGUGAAUGCAGCUUUCGUACGAGCAGCGGAAGGGCCAAUGAAGGGUAUCCUGGCGGUGAGCGAUGAGCCGCUCGUCUCAUCGGAUUAUCGGAUGAACGUCAACUCAAGCAUUGUGGAUGCAGCGCUGACGACGGUGAUGGGUGAUACGCUCGUCAAAGUGGUAGCCUGGUACGACAACGAGUAUGGCUACAGUCAACGGGUUGUGGACUUGGCCAACUACAUAGCGCAGCAUUUCUAG
Molecule: messenger RNA, 1212 nt
Organism: Cyanidioschyzon merolae strain 10D
Lineage: Eukaryota; Rhodophyta; Bangiophyceae; Cyanidiales; Cyanidiaceae
Product: glyceraldehyde-3-phosphate dehydrogenase
Exons: 1
Coding region: 1-1212 (403 amino acids)
Biological process (GO): glucose metabolic process
Molecular function (GO): glyceraldehyde-3-phosphate dehydrogenase (NAD+) (phosphorylating) activity; NAD binding; NADP binding
Source: RefSeq, a predicted model, not a curated record